UUGAAGCAAAAGUAAAUAAACGUGCGAUAAUGACAUUGAAAAACAUGAUUAUUUUUCCACGGAUUUCACCUCAUCUCACGCUUUUCUUGUGAUGGAGCUGCUGGACUGAACUCCGAGGUGAGGGUGAGCGACUUCUUGUGGAAACGCUGCUUUCCGGCACGAGCCCUGGUUCCUGUCUGUCGGCAGCAUGGCUCUCCCUUGUGUUCGUCUCUGCAGACGACACUCGAGCGCAGGCCUGGCGGUCUGCGGCUACUCCACGGUCAGCAGGCCGUCCGGGCCGUCCGGGCCGCAGGAGAGCAGCGCUCCUGUGUUCCAGUACGUGGGCCAGCACAGAAAGCCCACCCACAAAGUGUUCGUGUGGGGCUUCAGCUUCACCGGGGCGCUGGGCAUCCCCAGCUUCGUGGUGCCGGACAGCGGCAGGAAGACGCCCCGAAAGUACCAGCUGACGCCGUACCGGCUGGAGACGGAGGUGGAGCAGAUCUCCUCGGCUGCCUGUGGUUACGGCUUCACACUCAUGUCCUCGUCCACUAAAGACGUGACCAAGGUGUGGGGCAUGGGCCUGAAUAAGGACUCUCAGUUGGGCUUCCAGCGGACACAGCACAGCCGGCAUCGGAGCUACGACUACGUCCUGGAGCCGUCCCCGGUGGCUCUGCCUCUGAAGGAGCCUCAGCUGACCCGGGUGCUGCAGGUCUCCUGUGGCCGGGCUCACUCCCUGGUCCUCACCGACAGAGAGGGAGUCUUCAGCAUGGGGAACAAUUCAUACGGUCAGUGCGGUCGUCCCAUCGUUGAAGAUGAAGUUUUCAGCGGGAGUCACAUGAUCCAUAACGUGGACGGGCUGGGCGGCGGUCGGGUGAAGCAGGUGGUGUGUGGACAGGACCACAGCCUCUUCCUCACACACACCGGGAAGGUCUACGCCUGCGGGUGGGGCGCCGACGGACAGACCGGCCUGGGCCACCACAGCAUCAGCCCCGUCCCGGUGGAGGUGGGGGGGGACCUGGCCGGGGUGGAGGUGCAGCAGCUCAGCUCCUACGGAGACUGCAGCCUGGCCGUGAGCAGCGACGGCCGGCUGUUCGGCUGGGGCAACUCCGAGUACCGGCAGCUGGCCCCCGCUACCGAGGAGACGCAGGUGAGGUGGGGGGCGGGGGGCAAAAAGGGGACGACACGGGGGCAAGAACGAAGAAUGUACAGUGUGUCGUUUCCUCAGAUCAACUCUCCUCGACACCUUCCUGUGAGAGGCUGUGGGAAGCUGCUGCAGGCUGCAUGUGGAGGGACGCAGGUGGCUGUUCUCAACGAUGAAGGAGAGGUGUUUGUUUGGGGCUACGGCAUUCUGGGAAAAGGUCCUAAGCUGACGGAGUCCUCCACCCCGGAGAUGAUCCCUCCAUCUCUGUUCGGACGCUCCCACUUCAACCCGUCGGUGACCGUGAGGAGGAUCAGCUGUGGCCUGAACCACUUCGCUGCAAUCACCGACAGAGGCGAGCUCUUCGUUUGGGGGAAGAACAUUCGAGGCUGUUUGGGCAUCGGAAAGAAAGACGACCAGUACUUCCCCUGGAGAGUCACCGUGCCGGGGCAGGUGGUGGACGUGGCGUGUGGAGUUGACCACAUGGUGGCGCUGGCCAAGUCUGUCCUGUGAUGCCCCCAACAGCUUCACUGAUGUGAUGGUUUUCACCGAGGGACAGAAGGACUGAGCCAAUCCUUUCUUCACUUGUCUCUGAUUGAUAAUAAAAACUUUAUUUAUGUCGUUCUUAACUUGUUUGCAAAUUAUUUUACAUUUUAAACCCAUCAGAAGUUCACCCAUUCUGUUCCUUCCUCACAGACUGACUUUCUCCCACUGAUGUAACUGCUGCAGGCAUCCAGAUUAUAGAGCAUCUUCCUCCUCUAGCAUCCAGAUUAUAGAGCAUAUAGAAAAGGUUUAGUUGCUAUAACAUUCAUGAUUUCA
Molecule: messenger RNA, 1936 nt
Organism: Salarias fasciatus (jewelled blenny)
Lineage: Eukaryota; Metazoa; Chordata; Actinopteri; Blenniiformes; Blenniidae
Gene: rcc1l
Product: RCC1 like
Exons: 11
Coding region: 188-1630 (480 amino acids)
Biological process (GO): positive regulation of mitochondrial translation
Cellular component (GO): mitochondrial inner membrane
Molecular function (GO): guanyl-nucleotide exchange factor activity; rRNA binding
Source: RefSeq, a predicted model, not a curated record